Molecule: messenger RNA, 1152 nt
Organism: Nipponia nippon (crested ibis)
Lineage: Eukaryota; Metazoa; Chordata; Aves; Pelecaniformes; Threskiornithidae
Gene: USP50
Product: ubiquitin specific peptidase 50
Biological process (GO): protein deubiquitination
Molecular function (GO): cysteine-type deubiquitinase activity
Source: RefSeq, a predicted model, not a curated record
AUGGAGUCAGAGACUGAGUGGAAUUUUAGGAAUAACUCUAAAACGCCAGGUAUUGAAGUAAUACCUCUUAAUGAUGUAUCUCACCCUAUUGGGAAGAGCUUAGUGUGGAAGUAUGACUCCAUUUGCUUGGGAAGCGUGAAGUAUUCCUGCAAGGAAGGGAUGGAGCAGAUGAACAGCCAGCGUGCAGGGCUCACCGGCCUGAGGAAUCUGGGCAACACGUGCUACAUGAACGCAAUCCUGCAGUGCCUCUGCAGCGUGCCACCGCUCGUGGAGUAUUUCCUCUCAGGACAGUACAAAGCAGCCCUACACAAGGAGAAUGGCGAGUCUGCAACUGCCUUUGGCUGUUUGAUGUCCGAUAUGUGGCUUGGAGAGUUUGACUGCGUUUCCCCGGAGGUUUUCCAUUCCGUCCUUGGGAAGCGGUACCCGACUUUUAGCAAGAAGACUCAGCAGGACGCACAGGAGUUUCUGAUCUGUGUGCUGAACGAGCUCCACGAGGCUCUCAAGAAGUCAAGCAAUAGAAGAUGCAUAACCAAUGCAAAAGCAAGCGGCGUCAGUGAAACAUCCAUUAUCACACGGUUAUUUGAGGGACAGCUCAGUUACAACAUCACGUGUCUGGAAUGCAAGACCACCACCGACAGACCCGAGCGCUUCACCGUUCUUUCCCUGCCCAUCCCUUCGAAGAGCAGGUGCUCUCUGCAGGACUGUCUCAAAUGCUUCUUUCAGCAAGACACACUGACUUGGAACAACCAAAUCCACUGUUCCUGGUGUGGAACUAAACAAGAUGCCGCAGUGAAGGCCACCAUAAGCAAGGCACCGCAGAUCAUUAUUUUUCACCUCAAGAGGUUUGAAUGGCAAGGCAAACAGGAAAGGAAACUCUCAACUGACAUCUGCUAUCCACUCAGCAGUCUGGAUCUCUCUCCUUACACUUCGCCCCUUUUCCGCCAGGAUGCAGAGUACAGCCUGUGUGCCGUAGCGAACCACUCUGGUUUUCUGGAUGACGGCCACUACACGGCGUUCUGCAAGCACUCGGUCACCAAAAAGUGGUACAGCUUUGAUGAUGCACAGAUCACCAAGAUCCCAAAUUCCUCAGUGCAGACUGACACAGCUUAUCUCCUCUUCUACAUCUGCCAAGGCCUUCUCUGCACCCAUUAA